AUGCCCAAGUUCCUCGCCGCUUUGUAUUUUUUGCUCUACAAUGUGGAUAGAUGGUUCGAAGCAGUGGGAGGAGGGAAGUGGAGGUAUAAUUAUCCUGGGUGGGAGACUACUUGGGUGAGAUAUCUGUGGGAUAGAGAGUGGGGUGGUGAACUGCAGAAUUAUCUCAGGGCGUCCGGAUCUUAUCAGUUCGACGUUAUUCCAGGUGGAUUCGGCCCCGGAGAGGUGACGUAUGGUUAUGACUAUGGUUCUCGCUAUGGUUACUGGUACGGUGAGAGCAUGGUAGAUGACCUACAGAAGAUUUUGUACAAACAUAAUGAUAAGUACAAUUAUUUCCGGGACGUAUUUUUUACAACAGUCAUUUCUAAAUCCGGCUUACAGAAAUCGAACACUGCGAACGUUCUUGCAUUGGUGAAAACGUUUUGCCAAAUCGUAAUUGCGGAAAAGAACCCUGAUGGUGGAAGCUUGAAAGCAGCUUUGGAAAAGGAGCUUAAAAGUAGCAAAAAAUGCAUAGAUUGGGAAGAAUUAAAACAGCAUUGCAAAACUCUUGAGCAGCAACUUGGCAAGUUGUUCAAUAUCGAAGGCUUUUCCUUCACCGGCCAGGCGCGGCGUGUUAAGGAGCUUAACACUGAGAAAUUUGCAGAGGAGACAGCAAAAUGGUUUAGACAACAUUUGCACGAAGUUCAACAGAAUGUGAAACAAAUAAAUACAAAUUUCCCAGUCGACGACACUCUAUAUUUGACUGCUCUUCGGCCAUUUGCAACCAAAAACAUAUUCCCCUACGGUUUUAUAUUUGGUAAAGGACGAUAUGGAACGCUGGGAGACGCGUGGAAGAAGUUGUCAGAUCAUUGGGACAGUGUCAUAGGUAUGCUGGGCAAAAAUGGUGAUGGUUUGGACAUGUUGAAAACGCUUUUGGAUGGUGAGGAGUGCCGUACGCCGGCUCCGCCCCCAAAACCGCGCCCCAGGCCGGCGCCUGCGCCCAGGCCCCCGAGGCCUGCAAGACCUGCACCACCAGGGGCUUCCAGAACUUCGGCUGGAAUGACAACCGGUGCAAGGCAUCUUGGGGGUUCGUUGUCUCGUGGGAGUCAUGGUUCUGGUGCUAGAGGAGGAAAUACAAGAGGGAGGGGGAAUAAUAAUAGAGGAGGGGGAUCGGGGGCUCACAGUAGAGGAGGGGGGCAAAACAGUGGAAAGGCACGGGGGACCACAAGAAAUGGAAGACACCACUCAGGGCCUCGAGGUGCUUCAGGAGCCAGGGGCGCACAGAGAAGCAGUGUUCCAGGGCAUACGGUGUCUACUCAGUCUCAACACGCACAAUCUCAAAAUGAUUCCCAGCGUCAUUCCCAACAACCUCCACUUGUUGCCUCCAGUGCUCCUGGAGACCCUGCCAUCCCUAUUCAGCCAGGGGGCCCGGGUCCAAUUUCAACAGACAGUGUUACUCCAGGUACACGGACUACUUCAUCUCCACAAGAUGUUCUUACUCAGACUCCGAGUGUCUCAGGUUCAAACACUGGGUCAGAUGGUGUCCAGGGGACUGGCCAACAUGGUGGUGGAGGAGCCGGGCCACCAGGUGGUGGGCACAGUGUUGGUCAAACACAGACUCCGUCUAAUAAUGUUAAAAAGUGUGAUGGUGUAUCCAUGUCUAUGAAUGGAAAGUCAGUGUGUUAUAGGCAGCCUACGAUUCCUAAGCCAACUAGGCCAUCCACCCUUUACCUUCCGUCCGAUGUUGAGGAGAAGAUUAAAAAAGCGGAUGUAGCGUAUCGCAAAAAGGAGGAAGAGGACAGACGCCAGGCGGAAGAGGCUUGGGAACGCAGGCGUCAGCAGAUGUAUGAUCAAUAUGACAGUGAAAUGCGUCAAAUGCAGCAGGCGCAAUUGUUGUCCGUUGAGGGCUUUAAUGUUAGCGAUGCGAUGGAUGGGAACGCUUUGCCGGACGUCUCCGCCCUUGUAGCGCAGAAACAAAAGGAGGCGGAGGAGAGAUCUAUAAGGCGUAAUAUUCAAUUUCUGCAAACAAUUCAAGAUGAUAUUAACAAUAAUCCUAAUAGUAAUGAUGCCGAUUCGGUGUUCAUGUCAGGCACUCCAAUCUCAGAGCCUGCCGCCCUGGUAGGGAGACCCGUGAAACAGACUCCAAACCACGGCCAGGCGGAAACAGAUGCUCACAAACAGCUACAGCCGAAUUCAAGUAUAGUCGUGGGUGAUAAGGUUUUGCCAACCCGCAAGCGUGCCAAGCCCCUUCUGCCAGUCCCCCCUGUUGGUGUCCCGAUGGGCCACGCAAUAGAGCCGCCGAAAUUGCCGAGAGCUCCAAAAACUCUGUCGGCACCAAAAGAUAUGCUGGACGUCACAGGCCAGCCUAUCACCCACACAGCAUUAGAAGAUCCGUUGCCACCGCCCCCAGCUCUCAAGCCGCCUGAGCCUGUGGAGCAGUAUCCCCUAAGCCUGUCAAAGUUGACACGGAAGACAUGA
This is a messenger RNA of Babesia ovata, 2454 nucleotides long. Its product is annotated as ribosome binding protein, putative. The transcript has a single exon. The record is from RefSeq and is a predicted model, not a curated record. The coding region runs from base 1 to 2454 and encodes 817 amino acids. Lineage: Eukaryota; Apicomplexa; Aconoidasida; Piroplasmida; Babesiidae.